CGUAACCAAACAAACACUGAAGCUGCUGCUCUCUAGCAAACAAAAGAAAAGUCCGGUCGAGAAGUGGAAAAUACUGACACAAAAACGUGCUCAAGUCCAUUUUCUAAACCACUUUGUCGUUAUUUAUUAAGUCAACUACUAUUUAUGAGCCUGCGGGGGGUAAUCAGCUCGAGAAAGACGUGACAGAAUGACAGAGGAUGCCGUGCUGCUGAAUGUACCAGUGAUCCGGCAGCUGUACCACUGGGACUGCGGCUUAGCCUGCUCCAGGAUGGUCCUCAAAUACCUCCACACGGUGACUGAUGAGGAGUUUCAGAGAGCAUGCUGGGAGCUGAAGCUGACACAGAGCGUGUGGACCAUUGACCUGGCCUACCUCAUGUGGCAUCUAGGGCUCAGGCACUGCUUUUGCACGCAGACUCUGGGCGUAGAUAAAGGCUUUAAAAAUCAGUCGUUUUAUAAAAAGAAUUUUGAGACGGAGGAGGACCGAGUGAACGAGCUCUUCCUGAAGGCGGAAAGCAAAGGCGUGUUGGUAAAGAAAUGUUCAGUAACAAUUCAGGAAAUCCAGUCUCACCUGGAGCAGGGCCACGUUGCCAUAGUGCUGGUAAACGCUGUGGUCCUAACGUGUGAACUGUGCUCGGCACCUGUCAAGUACUGUUGCUUCCUGCCAGUGGGCCAGAAGUGUUUCUGCAGGAAGCCAGAGUACCAGGGCCACUUUGUGGUUGUGUCUGGCUUCAGCAGAACCACUGGUGGCAUCUACUACAACAACCCUGCAUAUUCUGACCGUGUGUGCUGCACCAGCGUCAGCAACUUUGAAGAGGCCAGGCGGAGCUACGGAACAGACGAGGACAUCCUCUUCAUCUUCAAAGACAGUUGAUGGACACUGACCAUAAUUGUGGAUUUCUUCACAAUAGAAACAAGACAGUUCUUCGGUUCAGAGGCGCCUCCUCAUGUCUGCCAUCUGAGUUCCCAAGGCACUAUUCACGUCAACACAAACCAAUACUACUUGAUUUUGAAAGUGAAAAAGUUACAAAAAAAAAAAAAAGAUUUGACUAUUUUUCUAUAUAUUUUUUUCCUUGAGAUGAACAGAUUCAAAUGGGUUUUGGGUGAAUUUCAAUGACUGUGGUUGUACACACGUUUGAUCAGUUGAACUGAGGAAUUCAGACCUGUGUGGACGGAAACUUGGGAACCAUAAGCCAGAAUAUGAACGGUCUGGACCUAAUGCACACGUAAUUCAGGGCUCAUGCUGAUAACACAUUAUUGUGCAUUUGAUGUAUUUGUCGUGUCCAGUGUUGAUGUGUAGCUGCCCAUCUUCGGUCCACUGCCUCGUCUCUCCCUGCCUUUUGAAAGCCUACACAGCUCACUGUUGAUUCGGAGGAUUCCACCAGCAGGGAACGCAGGACGCGGUGGCGCUACGAGUCUCAGGUCAUCCAUACGUGGAAGUGUGACGGUGCUGGGGGAAUGCAAUAAUUUUCUGAGGCAAUCACUACGCCAGCAGGAGAACAUGAACAGUCGGUGAAACACGAGGUCAUCUGUUUCAUUCACAUCACUACAAAUAAAAACAGCACAACGUCUUUUGCUCCAAUACCAUGGAAACGGGCAGGACAGAUGGAUUCAUUGAUGGUCAUAUGGAUAUAUUUUUGGUAAUGUCCUCCAUUGUUUCAGUCUUAUUUUUAAAAAAUGCUAAUAUGUACAUGUUUUUUGCACUAUGCUUUUCAUACCAGGAGGAAUUGUGUUAUUUAAAUGAAAUGCUUCUCUAGGUCUAAGAAAUUUCACCUCCCACUGGCUGUGCUUUAUGAUGAAAAAAGUGGCACAUUUUAAACUUUUUUUUUUUAACAUAACUGCAUUUAUUAGAUGUAAUUAAAAUACUUGAACAUUUGCUGGAUCCUUAUUUUUCUCUCAUUGAGCCUGAGCAUGAAUUCUUUAUAUUUUCUACAGAGACUUAAAUAAGACUCAAAUAUGAUUUGGAUUUUAUUUCCUAAAGCGUUGCUGAGGUUGAGAUUGUAUAUACCAACUAAUUAGCC
Messenger RNA from Cololabis saira (Pacific saury), 2018 nucleotides. RefSeq names its product guanylyl cyclase domain containing 1 (gene gucd1). The coding region runs from base 188 to 871 and encodes 227 amino acids. NCBI's taxonomy places the organism in Eukaryota, Metazoa, Chordata, Actinopteri, Beloniformes, Belonidae. The record is from RefSeq and is a predicted model, not a curated record. The transcript has 6 exons.